AAUGUUAUAAAGUUUAUGCACUGCUCCUUCUUAUGUUGCUUUGCUAGAUUAAAAGAAAAAAAUAUCAUCUUUGCAACAUAUAGCAUUUCGUCCUGAUGGAAGGUCUAAAAUGUAGAAAACCUGAUCUUAAACCAAUUGAGAUAACCAAAGUGGACAAUGACAGAGAGGGAAUAGCUGAAGAAGAAGAAGAACCGUUAAGUCCAGCAUCUCGGUUGUUUCACGAACCGAACUUCAAUGUAUAUGUGAUAGCAGUCAUCGGGUGCAAGACCCAGGUUCAGCCACAUAUUGUUAAAGCCAACUUGGAGCACACUUUGCUUAAGCACCCUCGCUUCUCUAGUUUGCAGGUAACGGACGAGAAAAAUAACAAAGAAAUGAAAUGGGUCCGCACAAAAGUGGAUUUAGACAAGCAUGUCAUAGUUCCAGAAUUAAAUCGAAGCAUGGACUCACCUGCAGACAAGUUCAUAGAAGAUUACAUAUUCAAUCUCACCAAAACCACUAUCAGCAAAUCUCAGCCUCUUUGGGAUCUGCAUCUCCUCAACAUCAGCACAAGUGAUGCCGAGUCGAUCGGCGUUUUCCGGAUCCACCACUCUCUGGGCGACGGCACUUCUCUUAUGUCUCUUCUACUGGCAUGCACUCGACAGGUAUCUGAUCCUGAAGCAUUGCCUACUCUUCCUACCAUGACAAAGAAGAAGAAAAAGAAGCAAGAAGAAAACGGGAAGUUUUGGAGAUAUGUUAUGGCAGUUUGGUGGGUUAUUCAGCUGUUCUGGAAUACUGUAGUUGAUGUUUUAAUGUUUACGGUGACAGCGCUGUUUUUAAACGAUUCAGAGACGCCAAUCAAAGGUAGGCCUGGUGUUGAGUUUACUCCUAGGCGAUUGAUUUGGCGGACUGUGAGUCUGGACGAUAUCAAGUUAGUGAAGAAUGCAAUGAAUACUACUAUAAAUGAUGUUGCUCUAGGAGUCACACAGGCAGGCUUGUCACAGUAUCUUAACAGAAAAUAUGGUGGGAGAAAGAAGGAUGAGGAAACAACCCAAUUCAGAAAUAAUCUUCCCAAGAACAUUAGCCUAAGAGCAACUCUUCUUAUUAAUAUAAGACCAGCUCCAGGGAUUCAGGCUUUAGCUGAUAUGAUGGAGAAGAAUAGUGAAGCAAAAUGGGGAAACUGGAUUGGCUAUGUGCUUUUCCCCUUCACCAUUGGUAUACGAGAUGACCCUUUAGAUUAUAUUCGUGAAGCUAAGGCUGCAGCUGAUCGAAAGAAGCAGUCUCUCGAAGCCAUAUAUACUUUCUCCAUUGCUGAAAUUGUCCUCAAACUUUUUGGCACUAAGGUAGCAAAUGCUCUAUCUCAUAGAACUAUCUAUCAUACAACAAUGUGCUUCUCCAGUCUAGUUGGACCGCCAGAGGAAAUCGAGUUUUAUGGCCAUCCAAUUGCUUUCUUAGCUCCAAGUUCUUUUAAUCAACCACAUGCAUUGAUGAUUAACUUCCAAAGUUAUGCCAAUAAGAUGACCAUCGUUCUAUCGGUAGAUGAAGGCACCAUUUCUGAUUCUUCUCAGCUAAUGGAUGACAUUGUUGAAUCGCUCAAACUCAUUAAAGAUAUUGUGUUAUCCAGAGGUCUUAAUGUUUAGGGUUUUUGUCUGUACUCCUGUUUGUUCUCAAUAAAAGCUUUGUCUUAAAGCUUCUACCUGUACUCCUGUUUGUUGUAUGCAAAAUUCUCAAAUAGAGUGGUCGAUUGGAUAGCAAAGACCAUUUUAUCUAGUGUUUUACCUUUGUUUUA
Messenger RNA from Ricinus communis (castor bean), 1765 nucleotides. RefSeq names its product wax ester synthase/diacylglycerol acyltransferase 11. The record is from RefSeq and is a predicted model, not a curated record. Gene Ontology annotation, cellular component: plasma membrane. Gene Ontology annotation, molecular function: long-chain-alcohol O-fatty-acyltransferase activity; diacylglycerol O-acyltransferase activity. The coding region runs from base 96 to 1616 and encodes 506 amino acids. Gene Ontology annotation, biological process: triglyceride biosynthetic process. Lineage: Eukaryota; Viridiplantae; Streptophyta; Magnoliopsida; Malpighiales; Euphorbiaceae. The transcript is spliced from 7 exons.